Messenger RNA from Macrosiphum euphorbiae (potato aphid), 768 nucleotides. Lineage: Eukaryota; Metazoa; Arthropoda; Insecta; Hemiptera; Aphididae. The record is from the annotation of a GenBank genome assembly.
AUGGACACCAGGUACUUGGGAUCUACAAAAUGUGUGCAGUCGUUUAAUCGUGCCAUUGAAGUUCGCUCUCUGAUCGGCCGGCUAGACUUGGCCGUCGAUCGUAGGAUCGCUGAUGUAGUAAAGAUCACCUCACCACCGGUACCUGCACCUGUAGUUCAUAUGACUCCGGAGGUAGAUGCCCACGUGGAAAAGCCAAGAUCCCUGCGACAUUAUAGUCCUUCAUUGACUGACUCUUUGGACUUGGCCGUCGAUCGGAGGAUCGCUGAUGUCUCGUUUCCGUCGCGGCUUGGACAUGCGAAGAGUUUCCAGUCAUCGUCCUCCGAGCUCUGUACCGACUCGCCCGUGUACCACCUGCAGGUAGUAAAGAUCACCUCACCACCGGUCCCUGCACCUGCAGUUCAUAUGACUCUGGAGGUAGACGCCCACGUGGAAACUCCAAGAUCCCUGCGGCAUUAUAGUCCUUCAUUGACUGACGCUUUGCACUUGGCCGUCGAUUGGAGGAUCGCUGCUGUCAGGCUACUGCAGUUACGCCGGCGGCGAGAACAUACAGCGAGUUUCCAGUCGUCUGUAGAGCUGAGCGUUCGUUCACCCGUGUACGGUGCAGUUAAGUCAGUUCCGCCGGUGGCAGCUGAUGAAACUCUACAAAAUCCUGUACGGUCUGAUCUCCUUAGAUCGGUGUGGAAGAGGUCGAAAAGAUUCGUUUGGAAGUCCAUGGUCAACGCUGCACGCCGAAUUUGUUUAUGCCGCAGUUUCGUUGACCUAGAAUGA